Molecule: messenger RNA, 1158 nt
Organism: Aspergillus viridinutans
Lineage: Eukaryota; Fungi; Ascomycota; Eurotiomycetes; Eurotiales; Aspergillaceae
Product: cytochrome and DOMON domain-containing protein
Exons: 1
Coding region: 1-1158 (385 amino acids)
Source: RefSeq, a predicted model, not a curated record
AUGUCGAUCGUGUACUGUCUGUGUUGGUGGCUCAUCCUAUGCAACCACGCAUUCGGCCAAGUACAGACGUUUACUCCUGCGGGAGAAAACGGAAUAACAUACAGCGUAAAUGUUCCUGAAUCAACUGCCAGCUCCGGCUCCGGCCCCAUUUUCAUUCAGAUGCGAUCCACCAAAGCAGUGCAGUGGUUCGCCUGGGGUCAAGGAGCCGUGAUGCAAGGGGCCAAUAUAUUCGUCGUCUAUGCGACUGAGAGCAAUGUCACCGUCUCUCCGCGGCUGGGGGUCGAGCACGUUGAGCCUCUUUUCAACCCACAGGCUCGAUUCUCCAUCCUCAAUGGUAGCGGAAUCAGCAAUGGAACCAUCACGGCGAACAUACGGUGCGAUAGCUGCAUCACCUGGCCAGGUGGCCAUGAGGAUGUGACGAGCACAUCAAGCCCGUGGAUAUGGGCUGUGAAAGAUGGUCCCUCGCUAGAUUCGGACAGUGUCUCGGCGACCAUCACUAUCCAUGAUAUCUCAGGUGUUGCAACCGUCAACAUGAAGCAGGCAACCGGUGGCAGCUCUGAGAACCCGUUUCUCGGUGGGUCAAUGUCGAAUUCCAGCUCCGCGCAGGCCGUCCAGACCUUCAACUCGGCGUCCGUCAAGACGAAAAGAAUCGCACACGCAGUCCUCAUGAUCGUCGCUUUUGUUCUCUUCUUCCCCCUAAUCGCCCUUGGAAUCCCUCUUUUCCCGUCCUCCAGGACAGUGGUUAUCCACGCCUGGCUGCAGCUCAGCACCCUUGCGAUGGUAAUCGCGGGAUUCGGCCUCGGCAUCUCAAUGGCCAGAAGCCUGAACUUCGUGAGCUCCUACCAUCCCAUUAUUGGCAUGGUAGUUGUUUCAUCCCUGAUUCUGUUCCAGCCUGCGAUGGGUCUGGUCCAGCAUUGGUAUUUCCGCCGAACGGGGAAGAAGAGUGUCGUCGCCUAUGUUCAUCGGUGGUUUGGUCGUACCUUCAUCACUCUGGGGAUUAUCAAUGCGGGGCUUGGCUUUCGUCUCACGGGUAUUGGGACUUCUAUAGCUCCUACUGGGGCAGUAAUUGCAUAUGGUGUGGUUGCUGGGCUUGUCUGGACUAGUUAUGUGUUGAUAGUUAGCUUCCUCUCGUACAGGGCGCGUAAGUCGCAUUCUUAG